AUGGAGAAUUUUGAACCUAACGAAACGGCCUUUCCCCUUUCUUGUCAUGCCGAAUUGGCGGGCACACCCUUGGGCUCUGGUUUCGACAGUCUAGCUGGGAUAAUCUGGUCAUCCAAUCCAGCUGAAGCUGCAAAGACGAUUUCGCAGAUCCAAGCUGCAUCAUCGGUAACCGUUACGGUUGUAUCAACGGCUUCACCAAGUCCAACCUCAACGUUAGCACCAUCCUCUUCAGCAGUGAACACCAUUCCAAGUCAAGUUUCAACCAUAAGCUCGUCCUAUUCCUCCUCCUCCUCCUCCUCCUCCACCACCACUACCACCACCACCACCAACACGCUAUUACAAUCAACUACAUCUACGCCGAGCACGACACAGCUCAUCACAUCUCCGACCAAGACCGCCUCAUCAAGCCCCAAAAACACAGGCGCCAUAAUAGGCGGUGUGAUCGGCAGCAUAGCACUCCUCAGCUUCAUCAUUCUCGCGCUCCUCUUCCUGCGAAAGUAUCAACGCGACCACUCCUCCCCUAUUACUACCGAGGACUCAAGACGGAGCUUUUAUCUCUCCAACAUGUACAAAAAACGCGGGAUGAAGGCGCCUACAACGGGCAUCUUUGAAAAGCCGGGGGAUCAUGGGGCUCAUGAGAAAGAGGGAACCAGCUUGUCACAUGAGGGGCAAGUGCAUGAGAAAGAGGGGAGCGAUGCGUUGCGUUGGGAACAUAUUCAUGAGAUGUAG
Molecule: messenger RNA, 729 nt
Organism: Mollisia scopiformis
Lineage: Eukaryota; Fungi; Ascomycota; Leotiomycetes; Helotiales; Mollisiaceae
Exons: 2
Coding region: 1-729 (242 amino acids)
Source: RefSeq, a predicted model, not a curated record